ACAUCCGAAAGUAAACACCUGGACCCCUCCCCACAUACACCCUACAGUCCCACCCCUGAAACACUAAUGGAUUACUGACGAAGGUGUUCCUCAUCCCGAUACCACACUUAACUUUGUCAAAAGUAACCUAUUUACCUCGACUGAUGAAAAUAAGCCAGACAAGGAAUAGGCUAUGUUAUAGUUUUCCCUGCAUAACGUAACCCAAAACUGCUACCUUUUUAACUGCAGUUUCUUCGUGCGUUUUUUACUCGUCUGGCUCCGAUUGAUAAGUCUGUACCGACACACUAGUGUGUUCACGAUUGUGCUAGGUGUGUGCUAUAGUGCUCACGCGUAUGACUCAGUGUGGCCCUUAAGUUUGCCCCGUACACCUGGCGCAUCAGACGAUUCCUGGAGACGCGCGGGUACCAAAUCAUAACCUAGGAUCACGCCACCGAAAACUUAAGUUGACUGGACUGGGAACAGCGAAAUGACCUCAAAGUCUAAAGAAAAAGAAAAAUCCGAGAAGGUUUUAGCUGCCGAUAAGGAGCAGUUUGUCAAAUCACAGCUGAACAGCAUUACCAAAUGUGUCAACACCUCAGAGACUUCCCUCAAGGAGAAACAUGCCCGCAACAUCAUCCUGGGCACUCACAAGGAGGGUGGGGCUGUGACUUUCUGGUCACACGCAGUCAGCCUGCCCCUGUCCAGCAAUGCCAUCCUCAGCUGGAAAUACUGUCACAUGGUGCACAAAGUCCUACGCGAUGGGCAUCUCAAUUCCCUGAAGGACACGUACGGGCACUGCCCAAGCAUCAAACAGAUGGGCGCACUGUGGGGGAGUCUCCAUGAUCGAUAUGGGCAUAUUGUUGCCCUAUAUGUCAAGUUCUUGUGCAUCAAAAUUGAAUUCCACAAAAAGUACUCAGUCAUCCCUGUGAAACUCGAGGCCUCUGAGGACGUCCUGGAGAGAGCAAUGGCCAUUGACAUCAACAGAGUUUAUGAAAUGACACUAGAGGUUCUGGAGUACAUGGAUUCAGCUCUGAAGUUGGAGGAAACAGCGUUUGGACAGCUGGACACCCACAAUAUAAGCCCGACUGCAGUGGUGGCCCAGUGUCGCCUGGCCCCUCUGGUGCUGGUCAUCCAGGACUGCAGUCCACUCUACCACUUGCUGGUCAAACUGCUCUUCAAACUGCACAGCCGUGUACCUGUGGAUACGCUGCUGGCACAUCGGGAACGAUUCCGUGUCCAGUUUGAAGGAUUGACAAAGUUCUUUGAGAGAGCCAGAGACAUUGAGUUCUUCAGAAAAAUCAUUGAAAUUCCUGAAUUGCCAGAGUCCCCUCCAAACUUCCUGCGUGCGGCUGCAUUGGCAGAGCAUGUGAAGCCGGUGGUGGUCAGUCAGCCGGUCCCCGAGGAGGAGGAGCCUGCAUGGAGUGAGGGUCCGGCCACGGGCUACCCAAUGCACUUUGCAUACAAUCAAUUCCCCGAACCGUCAGAAGAUGGAUUUGAAGUAAGAGAGUCAGAGGUGGAGAGCCUGAGGAAACAGCUGGAGGCUGUGAAGCCAGAGCUACAUUCAGUCAAGGCUGAGGCUCAGCGCUGUGUCGCCCAUCUGCAGGCGCAGGUGCGUCAGCUGGAGGCGGAGGUGGUGGACCAGCGCGACCAGAAGCAGUUGGCGCUGCUGGAGCGGGAGCAGUGGCGCAUGGAGGUGGAGGGGCUGCGAGGCUCCGCCCAGGCCACCCAGUACGCUGCUGUGGAGGAGGCCGGGACUAGAGCCCAGGCAGCACAGAUGCACUUCUCCAGGCUGAAGGAGAAGCACGCAGAGCUGGUGUCCAGACACGCAGAUCUCAUGAGAAAGAAUACAGAGACAAUGAAGCAGCUGUCCGGUGCACAGCAGACCCAGGAGGAGCUGGUGAAAGGUAGACGCCAGAUGGCUGAGGAGCUGGAGAGGGCGAAGAUAGAGAACAGCUCUAGGCUGCAGGAACAGCAGCAGGAGAUCGGUCGCCUGAGGAGGGAGGUGGAGAGCAGCAGGGCUGAGGUGGCCCACGUAAGCAGCAGCCUUCAGAACAAAGACCAGGCUGGAGAGCAGAUGAACAGCAUGCUGCAGGGCCUGCAGGCUGAGCGAGAGCAGCUGAGGAGGUCUGUGAGGGAGCAGGAGGCCCAAAUUGCCCAGCUGCAGCAGAGCACAACGCUGCAGCACUCACACGUGCAGCAGGAGAGAGACCGCAGCCAGAGGGAGAUCGCAACACUGCAGCAACAGCUACAGGAGAAGGAGCGUCGUGAGGAAGAGCAGAGGCGUGAGAUUGAGCGUCUGAAGAGAGAGCUAGAGGAGAAGCGUAUGGAGGUGACCCAUGCUCAGGGAGCACUGCAGUAUAAAGAGACGGCUGGAGAGCAGAUGAACAGCAUGCUGCAGGGCCUGCAGGCUGAGCGAGAGCAGCUGAGGAGGUCUGUGAGGGAGCAGGAGGCCCAAAUCACCCAGCUGCAGCAGAGCACAACGCUGCAGCACUCACACGUGCAGCAGGAGAGAGACCGCAGCCAGAGGGAGAUCACAACACUGCAGCAACAGCUACAGGAGGCGGCUGGCCGUGAAGCUGAGCUGAAGCGAAAGCUGCAGGAAGAGCAGUUUGCCCUGCUGCAGUGUGCGGUGGUGGAAGCGGAGGGCAUCGUGCUGGACGCCCUGGCCAAAGUGGACGACCCUAUGCAUGUGCGCAACACCUGCUCUCCAGACUACCUGGUCAACCGGGCGGAGACGACUCUGGGCUCUAUUGACAAGAUGCAGCAAAGUCAUGCUGGCUACCUCAGAAACAUGGAUGAUGCCAGUGGAUUGCUGCGGACUGUAACCCAGUUUGCUCACCUGGCUGCAGACACCAUUGUCAACGGAGCUGCCACAGCACACUCCGCUCCUGUGGACCAAGCUGACUGUCUGAAUGAUAACUGCAGGGAGUGUGCCACCCACUGUCUGCAGUUUCUGAAGGAGAUGAAGCUGCAGCCCACGCUCCCUGGGGCCGAGCCCUCCGCCAUCCGCUACGUGGUCCAGUGCAUCCUCACCUUGGGACAGAACCUGCGACCUAAAGGUGUAGAUGUCCAGAAGAAAGAGCUGGGAGACAUUGUAGACAAGGAGAUGAUUGCCACUUCCUCUGCCAUUGAGGAGGCUGUGCUGAGAAUGAGUGAAAUACUGAACACCACCAAGAGGGACACAUCUGGUGUAAAACUACAGGUCAACUCAAGCAUCAUCAAUUCCUGUUCUGACCUCAUGAAGGCUGUGCACAUGCUGGUGAUGUCAGCUACAGACCUCCAGAAGGACAUCGUGGAGAGUGGAAGAGGAGCGGCAUCUGUGAAGGAGUUCUACGCUAAGAACUCCGUCUGGACUGAAGGCCUCAUCUCUGCAUCUAAGGCAGUGGGAUGGGGAGCCACACAACUGCUAGACUCAGCUGACAGGAUCUCCUUAGACCAGGGCAAGUACGAGGAGGUGAUCGUCUGCUCCCAUGAGAUUGCUGCCAGCACAGCACAGCUUGUCGCUUCCUCUAAGGUGAAGGCGGACCGCAACAACAAGAGGCUGCACAGGUUGCAGCAGGCCUCGCGUCAUGUGACUGAAAUGGCGGCAUCUGUGGUCACUUCCACCAAGGCAGGGCAGAUGCAGAUUGAUGAUAUGGACACCAUGGACUUCUCUGGGGUGUCCCUGAUCAAGUUGAAGACUGAGGAGAUGGACACUCAGGUGCGUGUCCUAGAGCUGGAGUCUCGGUUGGCCAGAGAGCGUGUGCAUCUCGGGGAGCUCAGAAAGAAGCACUAUGACCUCGCUGGAACUCCUGCGGACCCACUGCCCACUGACGUGGGUGACUUUAGCGACUUCCCCCCUCCACCUCCCCCCACGCUAUUCAUUCCCGAGUCCUAUAGCAACAGCAACCCCUUCAGCCCGCAUCCCUCCAGCAACCCAUUCAUCACAGAGCCCCCUGCCUCUGAACCCCCUCAGACCACUACAACUAAGAAACCCAACAUCUUCCAGAAAUCUGGAACCCUUCUAAAGAGUGCGUUUAGGUGAGGAGAACCCAAAACUGAAGCAGGAUUUUCCUUUCAUCCCAAUAGAGCCUUGGCCAUGAAAUAACCCAGAUCUCAUUUACUUGAUCAGGAUUGUCUUUGUAAACCAAAUCGUAUUUUAGAUUCUAAUAUAAUAAAGGCACUUUUACAAUAUACAUCUGAAUAAUUGUUUGACUGCUACAUAAUUGUAUAUUCUCUUAAUUAAAUUCCAUUAUAUUUUAAUUUAGAUGUUUCAAAAGCAAAUCAUGAAUGUGUCCAAAUCUGUUAAAUAAAAAAAAAUGUUAAUUAGACUAUUUUAGCAUUUUGUCACUACAUUGUAGCGAAUUCUAAGGAGGGCCAUGAUACAAAUAACUCUGUUCUGUCGCAC
Molecule: messenger RNA, 4366 nt
Organism: Clupea harengus (Atlantic herring)
Lineage: Eukaryota; Metazoa; Chordata; Actinopteri; Clupeiformes; Clupeidae
Gene: hip1ra
Product: huntingtin interacting protein 1 related a
Biological process (GO): clathrin coat assembly; actin filament organization; G protein-coupled receptor signaling pathway
Cellular component (GO): cortical actin cytoskeleton; clathrin-coated vesicle
Molecular function (GO): phosphatidylinositol-3,4-bisphosphate binding; phosphatidylinositol-3,5-bisphosphate binding; clathrin light chain binding
Source: RefSeq, a predicted model, not a curated record